AUGUCCAACUUUAUGCACAAAGUCAAGGACGCCAUGACCGACCCGCAUGACAAGGAUACUCGCGGCUGGAGAGCAUCUAACCGCGAUCAGACCGGAUCAUCGAACCCUUCCACAAUGGAUCAGGGUGCGAACCAGUAUAGCUCUUCUGGCAUGGACCCUUCUUCUGGCGGGCGCCCUACUACUCAAGACUCUGGCCCUCGCUUUGGCCAAGAGACGGGUGGUCAGCGCGACACCAGGUUCGAUGAUACGCGGAACCGAGGCGAUUCCUCGAACACCGGGGUAGAUGAUAGCGCUCGAGCGGGCUCUGAUCCCUACGGAACCAUCAAUGCUGGUCCGCACGAGUCGAAGACAGCCAACAAGCUGGACCCUCGUGUCGAUAGUGAUCUAGAUAACCGCGCCCGAAACACGAGAGCCACGGGCUCCCAAAAUCCGAACUACGCCGCCCAAACCGGUCAGCGCGGCAUGGGAACUGGUCAGCGCGGCAUGGGCACUGACGAACAUGCGUCGAGCGAGGACAACUUUAGCAGCUCCAAGCAGGAACACAAAACUCACGCCCAGCCCGACCCCGCCGGGCUCGACAAUCAAAGCAGUGAGGACAAAUUUAGUAGCUCUACCCAGGAACACAAAUCCCACUCCUCCCAGAAGCAUACGGAGCCUUGCGACAUGAAUCCCCAAGCCGAGGCAGGCCUCGAGGGUCGGACCGGUCAGCCACAGUUCGGUGGCGGCGCAACUGGUGGCAGCAGCUAUCACGACCCCAGCGCAGGCGCCCGAGAGCCAUCUGCUCCUCAGAAGUCCGAGCGCCUCAAUAAACUUGAUCCUCGGGGAGUGAACCGCGCGGAUGAGCAACAAAAUGUUGGCAAUCAGCGGGGCGGAUACUAA
Messenger RNA from Penicillium canariense, 879 nucleotides. RefSeq lists its product as uncharacterized. The coding region runs from base 1 to 879 and encodes 292 amino acids. The transcript has 3 exons. The record is from RefSeq and is a predicted model, not a curated record. Lineage: Eukaryota; Fungi; Ascomycota; Eurotiomycetes; Eurotiales; Aspergillaceae.